Molecule: messenger RNA, 297 nt
Organism: Perca flavescens (yellow perch)
Lineage: Eukaryota; Metazoa; Chordata; Actinopteri; Perciformes; Percidae
Source: the annotation of a RefSeq genome assembly
AUGACCCCAGUUCACUUUGCUUUCUCAUCAGCCUUCAUCCUAGGACUAACAGGCCUGGCAUUCCACCGCACCCAUCUUCUCUCCGCUCUUUUAUGUCUGGAAGGAAUAAUGCUUUCUCUAUUUAUUGCCCUCUCCCUUUGAACUCUGCAAUUAGACUCCACAAACUUCUCAGCAGCUCCUAUACUUCUAUUGGCAUUUUCAGCAUGCGAAGCAAGCGCAGGCCUUGCCCUUCUCGUAGCCACAGCCCGAACCCACGGAACCGACCGAUUACAAAACCUUAAUCUCCUACAAUGCUAA